Molecule: messenger RNA, 2106 nt
Organism: Monopterus albus (swamp eel)
Lineage: Eukaryota; Metazoa; Chordata; Actinopteri; Synbranchiformes; Synbranchidae
Gene: f2
Product: coagulation factor II (thrombin)
Exons: 16
Coding region: 1-2055 (684 amino acids)
Biological process (GO): proteolysis; positive regulation of blood coagulation; platelet activation
Cellular component (GO): extracellular region
Molecular function (GO): serine-type endopeptidase activity; calcium ion binding
Source: RefSeq, a predicted model, not a curated record
AUGAAAAGUAAAGGAUGGACAAAGAAGGAUGUUCCAGCCUACAGCAGAGACGUGCAGCUGCCUGAGUCAAAACAAACAUGUCCCACUCAGCCUGAGGACUCAUACUUUGACCCUCUGGUCAAUAUUGCCCUGAACACAAAGCGACACACUGAGACACUGAAGGACUGUGCUGAUCUGGUUCUGAGCUCGGACGUCUGGAUCACAGUGGGGCCCACAAUGAAACCAGCUGCUGCUCUGCUGCUGAUUCUACUGCACGGCUGCCUGGCAAACCAUGUUUUCCUCAGCAGCCAGCUGGCCUCGCAGCUGUUGGUCCGCAGCCGGAGGGCAAAUCAAGUGUUUGAGGAGCUGAAACCAGGAAACCUGGAGAGAGAGUGUUUCGAGGAGAUCUGUGACCAUGAAGAAGCCAGAGAGGUGUUCGAGCAAACGGAAAAAACAGAGAAAUUCUGGGAGAAAUACCAGGUCUGUAAAGGAACUCAGAUAACCAGAACCGAAACAGGCGUCGACACUGUCAGACAAUGUAUAGCAGGUCACUGUAUUUAUGACAAGGAGGCGAACUAUGAAGGAUAUAUCAACAUCACAAAAUCAGGGAAGCUGUGUCAGCACUGGAAACACAGCUUCCCACAUCCUAUUAUGAGGGAGUUUAAUGCCUCAGAACCAAACAGCACCUUGAAGGAGAACUUCUGUCGAAACCCUAAUGACAGUCCAGAGGGUCCCUGGUGUUUCACUCAAGACCCAACAGUCCAGAAAGAGACCUGCAGGGUACCAAUAUGUGGCGAGGUCUUCGUCCCACCCACUGUGGCCCUUAAACCGGUCCAAACCGGUGAGUGUUUACCAAACUAUGGUUUAGAUUACACUGGCAACUUGGGCAUCACCCUGGGAGGCCACACCUGUCUGCAGUGGUCAUCGCCAGUUGCAACAGCCCUCAGCAAGGACAAGGAGUUCAUCCCCGAGGUCAGUCUGCAGGGCAACAAGUGCCGUAACCCCGACAAAGACCCAGAGGGCCCCUGGUGCUAUGUGGAAGAUUCCGGAAAUGUGACAAUCGACUACUGUGACCUGGAGCUCUGUGAGGAUCCAUUGUUUGAUGACGGACUGAUGACAGAGACUGUAGGCAUGGAGCGCUCCGUCGUCACGCCCACCAGGAAAAUGAUGUUCAGUCCUCGUACCUUCGGACAAGGAGAGAGUGAGUGUGGACAGCGCCCCCUGUUUGAAAAGAAGGGCAAGAAGGACGCAAAGGAGGAUGAGUUGUUGGAGUCGUACAGAGGGGAACGCAUCGUCGGGGGCAAUGAUGCUGAGGUGGCCUCAGCACCAUGGCAGGUGAUGCUGUACAAGCGCACCCCACAGGAGCUGCUGUGUGGUGCCAGUUUGAUCAGCGAUCAGUGGAUCCUCACUGCAGCUCACUGCAUCCUCUACCCACCCUGGCAAAAGAACUUCACCAGCAACGACAUCCUGGUGCGCCUGGGGAAACACAACAGGGCCAAGUUUGAGCGUGGCAUUGAGAUGAUCGUGGCCAUUGAUAAAAUCAUCGUCCAUCCAAGGUACAACUGGAAGGAAAAUCUGAACCGUGACAUCGCUCUGCUGCACAUGAGAAGGCCCGUCAGAUUCACAGAUGAAAUCUUUCCCAUCUGUCUGCCCACCAAGGAGGUUGCCCAAAAUCUGAUGAUCGGGGGCUACAAGGGACGGGUGAGUGGCUGGGGGAACCUGAAGGAAACCUGGAACCCAGCAACAAGAAAAUUACCCACAGUACUUCAGCAAAUCCAGCUACCGAUCGUGGAGCAGGACAUCUGCCGCAGCUCCACAUCAGUCGCAGUCACAGACAACAUGUUCUGUGCUGGUUUUAAACCAGAGGACACGCAGCGGGGUGACGCCUGUGAGGGAGACAGCGGCGGGCCAUUUGUGAUGAAGUACCCGGCUGAGAACCGCUGGUAUCAGAUAGGCAUUGUGUCGUGGGGUGAGGGCUGCGACCGAGAUGGGAAGUACGGCUUCUACACGCACCUGUUCAGGCUGGGCAAGUGGAUGAAGAAAGUUAUUGACAAGUCAGAAGAAGCAGUGAAUUAGACAUAUGUUCAUCACCUCCCGUUCUCCCUGUCAAGCAACACACUGCUAAUA